Messenger RNA from Lytechinus variegatus (green sea urchin), 1684 nucleotides. It is a transcript of the gene ppp1r8, whose product is annotated as nuclear inhibitor of protein phosphatase 1-like. The transcript is spliced from 7 exons. Gene Ontology annotation, cellular component: nuclear speck. NCBI's taxonomy places the organism in Eukaryota, Metazoa, Echinodermata, Echinoidea, Temnopleuroida, Toxopneustidae. The coding region runs from base 48 to 1076 and encodes 342 amino acids. The record is from RefSeq and is a predicted model, not a curated record. Gene Ontology annotation, molecular function: mRNA binding; protein binding; protein serine/threonine phosphatase inhibitor activity.
CUAAACGUAUCUUGACUGUAGAUGGCAGCAUAUCUUAGUUCGUCAACAUGGCGAAUUUCGAGGUACCGUCAUGGGCUGGUAAGGCUCCCGCUGGUCUCCAUCUUGAUGUAAUGAAAGAAGGAAAGAUGAUUGAGAAAAUGAUGGUGGAUGAGAAGAACUGUUAUUUCUUUGGUCGGAACUCCAUAGUGUGCAACUUUGUCCUUGAUCAUUCAUCAUGUUCUCGUGUUCAUGCUGCUCUUCUGUGGCACAAACAUCUCAACAGGUCAUUUAUUGUUGAUCUAGGAAGUACCCAUGGGACGUUCCUUGGUUCAAUCUGUCUUGAAGUCAAGAAGCCUCAGCAGGUUCCUGUAGACAGUGUCAUCAAGUUUGGCGCUUCAUCAAGAUCCUACAUUCUACGAGAGAAACCUCAGACGGUAUCAGUAGGAGUGAAACCAACCGAUGCCGACGUCCUCGAUAAGAACGAGGACGAGAUGUCUACCGGUUUAUUAGGCUUGCCAGAGGAAGAGAAUGAACUUGAUAACCUAACUGAAUUCAAUACAGCACAUAACAAGAGAAUAGGAGCCAUAGGCUUUGAUGAGGCACAAGAAUCACAAAGAGCCAAGAGGAAAAGAAGGCAUUCGCACGUCUCGUUUGGUGAAGAAGACGAGGUCAUAAAUCCAGAGGAUGUAGACCCUUCCAUUGGGCGAUUCAGGAAUCUUGUAUCUGUGUCAGUCAUCCCCAUGAAGAAAAAGAAGGUAGAAGACACCUCAGGUCUGGUGGGUGAUCCAUCGGUGAAAACAAUGCAAGGAUUUAAUUACGGUCGUAAUCUAUACGAUGAUUUACCUUCAUCUGCCACCGACCUGGACACACCAAUAUCCCCAUCGUCCAGAACUCCGUUUGGAUCAAGUAGCACCUUAGGACUGUUUAAACCCCUCAAUCUGGCUCCAGAUGUAGAACAAGCACCACCCAUGCCGACCAUAAACAUUGCACCUACACCCGUACCGGUGGUUAAUAUUGGACCUGUAGGACCAAAGAAGAAGAAGUAUGCCAAGGAGGCAUGGCCAGGAAAGAAACAAGCGCCCUCGUUGUUGUUAUAGUGAGAAUUUAGCCUCAGCAAUGGACUGAUUUGUAUAUUAUGGAAUUCAUCAUGUCAUGACGGACAGUCGUCUGUGUAUUUUAUGAAAUUUAAAUUUUCUUGUUGAAGCUGCAUCAGAGAAGGUUGUGGUCAGGCAAAGUAUCAUCAGGAGAGAACGGCAAGUAUCGAGUUUAAUAGCCACAUCAGCAGACCGAUAUGUAUGUAAAUGGAAAUUAGAAUCUUUUCAGGGGAGAAUGGUCUGUCUGUCGCUUGUAUCGUGUAGAAUUGCUACUACUAAAUUCUUUAGAAAUGAAAUUGUGCAUUUUUUUUAUCAUGUGAAAUAUUUGUAUAUUGUACAAAGCAUUAUCAGUCAAUCAAUUUAAUUUCAAAUUAGCUGCAUUCAAUCUCAAGUUCUAACAGUCGACAUACAUGUAAACCAACCCUUCCUUUUUUUAUGAUUUUAUUGGAAAUAUCUAGGUGUUUGUUUUUAUUUUAUUGGGGAAUGUUGAAGUCUAUCAAACUGGGGAGCAUUUCAUUAAAGGCCUUUGAUUUGUAUCUGAAAACUUUGUUUUACUUAAAGGGGAAUGAAACCUUUGGAACAAAUAGGCUUGUGUAGAAACAGAAAAAUCA